GGACUCUUGGCAUUCUUGGUUCUCUCUACCGGUGCCCCGAUGCGUCGAGACCCGAGCAGCAACCGGGAGGACCAGAGGUGCUUCCUGAUGAUUUCGGGCUGCCGUGCUGCAUGUCUUCAGCAGGCAGCUAGUUUUACAAUUGUCCUUCUCUGUCAGGAAAUCCCGUUGCCCAUCACUCCUCCACUUCCUUGGACGAUGGGUCCCCCUAAGCUGCAUCGAGAAAUCCACGAGCCCCCCUUCUUUCCCCCUUGUAUGGUCCUGCGAGCCCGGAUGGCUAAUUGGACGUGCUCCACCUGGUGGGAGCCGUUGUUGGCCGCGGCCGAGAUUACAAUGACGGGGGCCCUUCCCGCGCAUUAUGCCUCAACCAUAUUUCGAAAUAAUGUCUUCGUCAUCGACCAACACGGUGGACCGCAGAGAGCGAGCCCAGGUCCGCAGGGCCACCCAUAUCCACUCCUCUCUGCCUCACGACGGGGGGGGGGAGGGGGGGGCAAGGGAAAAUUGCCCAUGCAUGCCUCGCUGUACCUAGAUGAGCUUGCUUCUUCGCCUCAAGAUUAAGGUUGUGGACUGGGUUCGACACCACCGUGCUGAUCGCCAUCAUCCGCCCCUCCUCUCCCCUCUCUGUUGUACCAAGUAAUACUACGUACACAUGUUUGUUUUACACCAUGCGGCCCAGGCCAGCAUCGUCA
Molecule: messenger RNA, 686 nt
Organism: Colletotrichum navitas
Lineage: Eukaryota; Fungi; Ascomycota; Sordariomycetes; Glomerellales; Glomerellaceae
Exons: 2
Coding region: 40-555 (171 amino acids)
Source: RefSeq, a predicted model, not a curated record